CCUUUAAAGAGAGUGGGUGGCAAACUAGAUCUAAGUUGAGAGUUAAAUGUUGUUUUGGGCAAAAUAAGUGUUCAGUGUUUAUGCCCACCUUGACGAAUAGAUCUGAGCAAGUAAGCACCAUGACAUCAGACCAGGAGUCAUGCUCUGAUGAGGAACCUGAUAGUGAAAUGUUGAGUGAUGAUCUAUGUCUUCCCGACAGCGACGAUGAGAGACAGGCUCUCCGGACUUCACAGAAUCUCCCCGAAGAGCUACAACUCAACUCAUGUCUUCUUUUACCGCCACGAAGUCUUACUACCAAUAGUCGUGAAAGAUGGCGUCAGCAAAAUGUCAGCGGGGCAUUUGCUGAACUACGAAGACUAGUGCCAACGUAUCCUCAUGAUAAGAAGCUUUCUAAAAAUGAGAUACUUCGCAUGUCUAUAAGGUACAUAGGCCUUCUUUGCGAAGUCAUAGAAUGGCAGAAGAACCACGGUUUACUUACGAAUAAAGAAAACGCUAUUUUGGCCGUCAAAUGUGAAUCACCAAUGAGUCCAGUGUCAUGCCGACGGUUCAAAAGAAACUUUCUAGAGAGACCAGAUGAAAACCAUGACUACAUAGGCAACGAAGAAAAUGAUUUUAGAAGACGUCUUUGCUAUAAAGACUGGUAUGGGAAGGAUUUGAAAAUUUUACGCAAUAAGUUCUAUGUAUCGGCAAGAUGGCGGCAGAUGCCCUUCAGGAAUCUGACGGGGGAAAGAAACGGGAAUAAUUUGCUAAUGAUUGCUCCUAAAGAUGAUGAGAAAAAAGAGAAAAAUGAGGGGAAAGAUAAAAGUUAAUUUCUAAGAUACACUGUUAAUAUAACUGGAGUAACACAUUAUGAUAUAUUUUACUGAUUAGUAUUGAACCUUGAAUAAUAUAGUGGAGAUUGUACAAUAACGUUGUUAUUGGGAUUCAAUUUUAUUAUGAUUUUAUAAUAUUGAUCUCUUUUUAUAUUUGAUGACAAAAAGCAAAAACUUACUUAUACGUUAUAGAAAUUAAGGAUAAUGUUGCGUUGCUGUAAUACUCCAGUUAAUAUAAAAUUAUUUUACGAAGCAAGAUCGCUUAAAUUACUUAAUUAUGUAUUACAUUUAUAGAUUAAACAAUGUAACAAAAAUUGUUCUGAAAGAUCUCAAUAUAUCGUACUAUAAUAAAACUAAAACUAAUAGUCAGUAUAUGUAAUUUAAAAUCAUUAAUAUAUUAUUGUUACUAAGC
This is a messenger RNA of Pieris rapae (cabbage white), 1224 nucleotides long. RefSeq lists its product as uncharacterized. The record is from RefSeq and is a predicted model, not a curated record. NCBI's taxonomy places the organism in Eukaryota, Metazoa, Arthropoda, Insecta, Lepidoptera, Pieridae. The coding region runs from base 81 to 809 and encodes 242 amino acids. The transcript is spliced from 4 exons. Gene Ontology annotation, biological process: regulation of transcription by RNA polymerase II. Gene Ontology annotation, molecular function: RNA polymerase II cis-regulatory region sequence-specific DNA binding; DNA-binding transcription factor activity, RNA polymerase II-specific; protein dimerization activity.